Messenger RNA from Suillus bovinus, 354 nucleotides. RefSeq lists its product as uncharacterized. Bases 1 to 354 code for a protein of 117 amino acids. The transcript has 2 exons. Lineage: Eukaryota; Fungi; Basidiomycota; Agaricomycetes; Boletales; Suillaceae. The record is from RefSeq and is a predicted model, not a curated record.
AUGUCGAUCGUUGUAUCUGACGAUGAGUCCAUGUCAGGACAUGUUGUGUCUCAGCCACGACAAAAUGUGACACUUUCGUCACGACUCACUGACGCCAACAAUGAUGCAACUCCAGAGCUCUCAGCCCACAGGAACAAGCCUCCUGUGCCUGCCAUCAGUGCCCAAAAACCAGUACCAACCGGCAGCAAACGAGGAGCAAAGGAUGUGGUACUAGAUGUGGUAUCUGUUGGUGAUGCUCAAACAGAGUGUGUGUCAUCAACAGUCGAGGACGUCCUUGGGCUAGCCCAAGCUUAUGUCAAGCAGGUGCGAGACGAUAAGCUAUAUCGGCCAAGGCUUACGACACCUGAAGGUUAA